UGAAAAGAGUUCAAGGAAAAGAAAUCUACAAAAUCCUGAAAGACAAUUAGCCACAUCUAAUCAGUGACAUUGAUGAGAACAUCAUGGAAAAAGUUCAAGUAGAACCAAUGAUGGCUAAGAAGAUGCUUUUUGGAACAUUGAAUGAUUUGAGUUCAGAGGAGCUUCACACAUUCAAGUCACUCUUUGAAUCGGAGAAAGGUUUCCCACUCUCACCAAGGAGUCUACAGGACACAGUGGAGCUGAUGGUGGAGACGUACAGCCAUGAGUGUGUGGAGUUGACCAAAAAGGUUUUAAAGAAGAUGAACAGGACUGAUCUGGUGCAGAGGUUAUCAGACAUCAGCUCAGGAACCAAAGAGAAACAGCAGCCCUCACUGAUCCAGAGAGUGGAAACGAUGACGUCUGUUAUAGAGCUGCUUUUGGAGACACUGAAAGAGUUGAGAGACGGAGAGCUCCAGAAGUUUAAGAAGGUCCUCGUGAGUCAAACUGACUUCCGCAGAUAUUUCUCAGACGCCCUAUGGAUGCUGCAAGAGUCAACAGACAGGCAGACCAUAGUGUUUUCAUUUGUGCUGACCUACGGCCAACAGUCUGUGGAGAAGACCAAGGAGGUUUUAAUGGAGAUGAAGAGGACUGAUCUGGUGCAGAAGUUGUCAGACAGCAGCUCAGCACCCAAAAAAAAACACUCUGUGGAUGAAUACCUGUCUGCACUGAUCCACAAAGUGGCAACAAUGAGAGCUGUUAAUGAGCUGCUUUUGGAAACACUCAAAAGUUUGAGUUCAGAGGAGCUAAAGACAUUCAGGUGGUUGCUGCAGUUAACGUUCUUCCAGAGGAGAGUUCCAAACAUCUCAUGGAGACAACUACAGUGGACUGACACGGCAGACAGACUGGUGGAGCUGAUGCUGGAGAAGUACGGCCAACAGUCAGUGGAGGUAACCAGGGAGGUUUUAAUGGAGAUGAAGAGGACUGAUCUGGUGCAGACGCUGUCAGAAACCAUCUCAGGAACCAAAGCUGCAGGAUCAUCAGCUGAGGCAUCGGGUGGGAGUACCACAGAGAAAGAGAAAGCCUUUGUAGAUGAACACUGGCCUGCACUGAUCCCGAAGGUGGAUACGAUGGCAUCUGUUAUAGAGCUGCUUUUGGAAACACUGAAAGAGUUGAGAGACGGAGAGCUCCAGAAGUUCAAGAUGCUCCUCGUGAGUCAAACUGACUUACAAAGAUAUUUCUCAGUCCGUCCAUUGAUGCUGCUGGAGUCACCAGACAGGCAGGACAUGGUGUUUUCAGUGGUGCUGACCUACGGCCAACAGUCUGUGGAGAAGACCAGGGAGAUUUUAAUGGAGAUGAAGAGGACUGAUCUGGUGCAGAAGUUGUCAGACAGCAGCUCAGCACCCAAAAAGAAACACUCAGAUGAACACAGACCUGCACUGAUCCAGAGAGUAGCAACAAAAGCAGCUGUUAAACAGCUACUUUUGGAAACUCUGAAUGAUUUGAAUAACAAGGAGCUCUGGGAAUUCAGGUGGUCCCUGUGGAUUUCCUCCCAGAAGAACCUCCCAGACAUCCCAUGGAUGUUGAUUGACCAAGAAUACAGAGCAAAGAUAGUGGAUCUGAUGUUGGAGGCUUACGGCCAGCAGUCUGUGGAGGUGAGCAGGGAUGUGUUCAUGAAAAUGAACCGGACUGAUCUGGUGCAGAGGCUGUCAAAGCCCAGCUCAAGACUCAAAGAGAAACACUCUGUUGAUGAACAUGGACCUGCACUGUCAGAGAGAGCAGCAACAAUGGCAGCUGGGAAAUGGGUUCUGUUGGAAACACUGAAGGAUUUAGGUGUCGAGGAGCUCCAGAAGUUCAUGUUUUUGCUGCAGUUCACGCUGUUCCAAAAGAGCCUUCCACUAAUCUCAAGGAGCCUACUGGAUCGGAAAGACAGUGCAGACACACUUGUGGUUCUGAUGUUAGAGACCUGUGGCCAGCAGUCUGUGGAGGUGACCAGGGAGGUUUUCAUGGACAUGAACAGGACUGACCUGGUGCAGAGGCUGUCAGUCAUCAGCUCAGGACUCAAAGAGACACAUCAGAAUAUACCGCUCCACAAAAAAGUAUCUAUGACAUCAUUUGAGGUCAAGCUUUCGGAAACACUGGAAGAUUUAAGUUACGGGGAACUCGAGCAAUUCAAGCAUGUCCUGCAGUACACCAGAUUGAAGAAAGGCCUCCUAAGAAUCUCAGGACAGAGAAUGGAGACGGCAGACAGAGAUAAAAUGGUGGAGCUGAUGGUGGAGAUCUAUGGCCAGCAGUCUGUGGAGGUGACCAGGGAGGUUUUAAUGGAGAUGAACAGGAGAGAUCUGGUGCAGAGGUUGUCAGACAUCAGCUCAGGAUCUAAAGGGCCUUCAACAAGCUUGGAGCUUGAGGGAUGUGGAAGCACUAUGCAGGUCUCCAGUGACUGGACUAAACUUGAACCGGAAGUUACCCUUACAGAUGUAGAUGAAGCUCCAACUUACAGCCUACAGUCUGAAGCAGGAAACUUUGAAUGCAGUGUCUCUGGCUUGCGCUGGGUCUGUAAGGAGAAGGUCAGCUUUAAGUACCAGUUUUGCUCUUUGGAAAGACCUAUGGAGAGGAUGGAAAGCCUACAAUACAUGCCUGCAGGUCCCCUUAUGGACAUCACAGUCAUUGCUGGGAAGUUAGAUGAAGUGUACUUGCCGCACUGGAUCUGCAUAGAUAGCAACCCUGAAAUAUUAGACAAGUUUGCAGUCCUGCACAUAGAUGACUGCGGAGAUUCUGUGGAAAAAGUGUCUGAGGUCACAUCGUCCCAUGUCAAGCUGUCUGAACCCGUUUUUUCUCUAAAAAUGGUCUUGGUUAAAGUCGGCUUUUCAGUGGAAAUACGCUGUAAAGUGUUAAUAUACAAGACCAACAUACCAUUCCUCACACUCCAUGUUUACCUGAUCCCACCUGAUCCCGCUGUGCAACAGGACUUGGACAAGACGAAUGUAUCCUAUGGAUACCAAAGAAUCAUAAAGCCACAUCCAAAGAAGCCCCUGAAAAUGAAUGAUUGGUUCAUCCUUACAGCAGAUCUGGACAGUAGAGAAAUGUAUCGUGAUAACUUAAUGCUCAUAUAUGAAAGCUCAGACCCAAAUUUCUUUGAAGUCUUCAUUGAAAAUCCAGACACAGACUUUGGGCUCAAGCUUACACAACAAAAUGAUCUUCAAUCAGUAUGGACCUGUGCAAUUCGAAAAGAUGAAUACCAAAGCAGCACUGGUCCUGUACAAGGGCAACACUUUCUAGAUAAACAUAGAAUCGAGCUGAUCGAGAGAGUGAGCAACAUUGCAGCUAUUUUGGAUGAGCUCCUCUACAAAGAUGUCAUCCAACAAGAAAUGUAUAAUAAAAUCAGGGUUCUGCCUACCUGUCAGGAGAAGAUGAGGGAGCUCUACUCUGGUCCCCUGAAUGGCACUGGAGCCUGCAAAGAUAUCUUCUACAAUAUCCUUGAGGAAAAGGAGCGGUAUCUAGUUAAUGAGCUCAAGGAGAAGAAGUGAUUGUUAUAAUGAAAUCCAUUUUUAGACCAACCAUACCGUCUACCUGAACAGGGAAGUUUUUUUGGUAAUACUUUACUUGAAGGUAUCUACAUAAGGGUGACAUGACAGUGUCGUGAACACAUGACACAUGA
Molecule: messenger RNA, 3634 nt
Organism: Perca flavescens (yellow perch)
Lineage: Eukaryota; Metazoa; Chordata; Actinopteri; Perciformes; Percidae
Exons: 23
Coding region: 84-3503 (1139 amino acids)
Biological process (GO): innate immune response; regulation of apoptotic process; inflammatory response
Molecular function (GO): protein binding
Source: RefSeq, a predicted model, not a curated record